UGUGAAAUCUGACCCGGAAAGAGUAUCAAAAUACAGAGAAAUCCCUACCAAUCCAUCUAAAUCGGGAAACAUCUGCAACUAUUUAUCGUAUGCAAGUUUGCUUGCAGCUUGAACAUCGCACAAUUUCGUUUCUUCUUUCCAGAUUUUUAGCAGAAUGGGAAUCCGAGUGUUUAUUACAAACAUUUCUAGCAGUACUGAUAUCAAGAAAAAACAGAGAGAAUUGCUGCAGACCUUAGAAAGUUUGAAGAUAGAGUUUGAAGCAAUAGACAUAUCCGAUCCCACGAAGGAGGAGGAGAAAAAGUUUAUGAGGGCUAAUAGUAUGCCCCCUUCAGAAGGCAAGGUGCCCCUCCCACCCCAGGUGUUUAACAAUGACGAUUACUGCGGGGAUUUUGAUAAAUUUUCGGAGGCCUUAGAAGAUAAUCAGUUAUAUGAAUUCCUUAAACUUGCACCACCAAAGGAAGUCUCUCAGGCAUCUGUUACAGUGACAGGGGAAGAAGAAGAAAAGAAAGAUGAGGAUGAAAGAGAGAAGGAGGAUGAGGAAAAAGCUGUUUUGAUUGAGGAUGUUGCUGCUGAAGAUGCAAAGAAAAAUGAGGAGGAAAAAGCAGAAACAGGAGAGAAAGCUGAUCAGGAGACAAGUGAAAAAGAGGCUGUACCAUCAGAGGAUAAGGUGGAAGGUGAAAGGUCAGAGGGUGACUCAAAAGAGGAGGGGUCACCACCAGAGGGUGCUGAUGAGAAGGCAGGAGGAGAUGUAAAGGAAGAGAAUGAGGAAGCAAGGAAAGAAGAGGAGGAGAAACCAUUGGACAAAGAUGCAGAGGAAACAAAGGAUAUAAAAGAGACUGAAACUACUGAUGCUGAUGAAACGGACCAAUCUGCUACAGAGGUGCCACCUCCUGGAGAAAAAUCAGAGGUCAAGACAGAAGAAAGUGACCAGGCUGCAGAAGAAACUGUUGUUGUGGCAACUGAUGAUGGCAAAGAAACGGACGCAGAGGCUGUUCUUGUCUUGGAUGAUGUUGAAACUGAGGAGGUAGACAAAGAAGAAACAGCUGAAACAAAGCAAGAUGCAGCACCUUCUGAAGAAACAUCUGUAGAGGAGAAAUCUGAAGAAACUGGAGCACUUAUAAUAACAGAAGAUAAUGAUGUCAAAGAAACUAAAGAGGAUGAACCAGUAAAGGAAGAGGAACCAGCUAAAGAGGAACCAGAACCAGUCAAGGUAGAGGAACCAGUCAAGGAAGAGGAACCAGUCAAAGAGCCAGAACCUGUCAAGGAGGAGGAACCAGCCAAAGAGGAGCAAGAGCCAGUCAAGGAAGAGGAACCACCCAAAGAAGAAGUGAAAGAGGAGGCAAAAACUGAGGAGAAGGAAGAAGAAGUAGAUUUUUGGGCACAGAUUGGUAAAGAUGAUGAUGAUAUUGGUAAGAAGAAGAAACCAGCAGUUGUGGAGGAGCCAAAGGAACCAAGCCCGGUGCCAGAAACAAAGGCAGCUCAGGAGGAAGAUGAAGAUGAUGACUCAAUGGAGGCCAGAAGAAGGAGGAGGAGGAAAGAAAGAGAGGCAAAGGAAGCUGCCGAGACAGCCUCAGAACCGGCCGAGGACAGUCUGGAGGAACGCCGCCGCAGACGCCGCGAGGAGAGGAAGGCCAAGGAAGACGCAGAUUCCACAGAGGUAGAGAGUGCUGCGGAGAGGAGGAGAAGACGUAGGCGUGAGAUGGCUGAUGAUUAGGGCAAAUCCGAAGAUGAAUAAAGAAACCUUAGUCUUUCCCAGGUGCUAUUUAACAAUAGGAAUGCUGCCUAUCCUUUUCUUCAUGAUGUCCAAACACCUCUAAUUGCAAUGAUUUACCAGUGGCAAUUUUCAGUGAGAUUAUUUCUUCAGGACUGGGACGACCACAGAGAUUUUUAAUUAUUUAUAACAUAAAGUCUAUUAAUAGCUUCUUUCUUAUUUCCCUCAAUUUUCGAUGUGCAAUGUUGCAAUGUUACUUUUCGGGAGGGAACCCUAUUAUGUAUUAUUCAGAGAUAAAAUGAACAAGUAUACUUUUAUAGCUUUAGGUAUUUAAGCAUUGUGAUGCUGUUAUUGUGUAUUGCUAGAAUCUUUGGUUAAGGUUUGUGAAUCAUUGUCCUUGAAGCAUUUUCGUACAACAUUUGUGUGACCUCCAGCCAUCUUUAAACAGCAUUUUUCAUAUUUGAAAGUAACGACAUCAGACUGAAAAUGUAUUGCUCGAAAUUUUUGAUUUGUGUACAUUUUAUCAUGAAAGAAAUGUGAAGUCAGUAGGAAUUGUACUUAAUUUUUUUUUUUUAUUUAGAAUAUUAUAUUACUGAUGCUCAAUUUAUCUGUCCUGAUUUUCAGAAGUAUAAAAUUACAGAAUCUCUUGUCAGUGUUGGAAAAAGAAAUGUAGUCUUCUAGUGCUUAGUGUAGGAUUUUUUUUUGAUUAUAAAGUUUUAUUAUUUUUUAUGUAUGUUACUACUUCUUUAUAUAUUAUAUAGUUCCUUGAUUGGCUUAUUUAGUAUGAAAUAGCAGUCCCACCUUAUUCAUCAUGUCUCCUGCUUUAUAAAGUCUCAAGAAUUUCUUUUGAUUUAAUUUGCUUUAUCUAAAAGAAAAGUAUUAUCUUAUGAUAGUUUUCAAGAUUGGAAAUAUGCAUCUUUACUCAUUUUUGCUGUACAUUAUAUAUUAAAAGAAUUCAUUGUAAGGAAAGCAUCUAAAAAUUAAUUCUAGAUCACAAAUUUGGAUCUUCCAUGAUCCAUCAUUAUUCUACGCAUGUUUUUGCUGAAAAGUUCAAUAUUAUCUUGUUAAAUGUGUUGUCUCUACUAACUCGUUCAAUGAUCAAUUGUGUUCAUAUUCCAAUAAAGCUGUGUCUGAAUGUGGUGGCAAUUACAAUGGAAUUCUAAUGUUUACAUCUUAUGAAGAAAUUUGGUUUGUAUGUAGAAAUGUUCACCAGUGCCAUGCAAGACACAAGCUUUUAGUCAGCUUUAACAGGGAAUUGGAUAGUGUUUUGUUUUUUUGUUACAUGACAUGUUUUAGUUUGUUUGUUCCUUCCUUGUCUUUCACACAUCCACUGUCAAUGUAUUAAACUUGCAGACUCCAGACACAAUAUUGUGUUUACCAGUGCUGAUUUUUCUGUAGAACUUUGAAACCUUUAUUAUGUACGGUAUAUGCUUUAUUAAUUAACAUGUAAUCUUAUCUUGCCAUGAUUUAACUUUAAUUUGCUUUUGAUGUAUUUGGUAACUUAGUAGUAAAUAAUGAGUUUUGCUUGUCAAUCUGACAGAAAUCAUUUCCACCUUCGAUGGAAUUAAUUGUAGUACAUGUAUUUGUUGACUUUUGUGAAUGGUUUGUUCAGAAGAUUUGUCAGUAUGUAAAAUUUUCGCAUUGAAGUAUUUUGGCAGAACUUUUUCUGUAUUUCCUGUUUGUAACAUUAAAAUUAGUACUAAGUACCAA
Saccostrea cuccullata (small rock oyster) is the source of this 3421-nucleotide messenger RNA. RefSeq names its product probable serine/threonine-protein kinase kinX. The record is from RefSeq and is a predicted model, not a curated record. Bases 155 to 1714 code for a protein of 519 amino acids. The transcript is spliced from 19 exons. NCBI's taxonomy places the organism in Eukaryota, Metazoa, Mollusca, Bivalvia, Ostreida, Ostreidae. Gene Ontology annotation, cellular component: cytoplasm.